AUUUUCAGAGUCAACGCACUUUUCUUAGAACGGCCCCACUUGUUCUCAAACUCAUCUAAACUAUAAAUAUCUGGCGUUCUCCUCCAUCAGAUAUCAUUGCUCCCGUUGCGCUCCCUAAGUAGCUAUCUAUCUAUCUAUCAGUUCUGUGUUAGUGCGGGGUAUUGCUGCGAAGAAAUGUCCGGUUACAGACCACGGUAUACGACCGACGAGGAGAUCCAAAUGCUGAGAUUCAUAAUUCAGAGCGAGGGUUAUUGGCAGCUCCGAGGGAAAUCCUUUUGGCAAAGGAUGGAGAGGGAGAUAAUGACGGGCCGAACGUGGCAAUCGUUAAAAGAGCACUUCAGAAAAGUCGUCGUUCACGACUUGGCCCAUCCAAAAUUUAAACUCGCUGCCAAAGAAGUAAAAUUAAUAAAAUACGGAUAUCACAGCAGCGCAGCCGAUAGUACCCCUCGCAAGCGUGACUGCCCGGAUCUGGCGACGACAUCAUCCAAGAGAGUCCGAAAAUCCUCCUCCACCACCACAGUAGGGGUAAUACACGAUUCAUCCUCGGAUGAUGACGAUGCAAGCAGCACUGCGGCCACCACAGGGGCAAUAGACGAUGAUGAAAGCAGCACUGCGAGCAGCACUACCGCGGCCGACCAUCCUCCUCUUCCUCAUCCUCCCGUAACGGAAGCAGAAGCAGAGGAAGAAGAAGACGACGACUGUUCGGCUGGCGAUAGCCACAACGGCACCACUGCAGGUGAACACACCCCCGGAACAUCUUCUGAAGCAGCCGCAGCAAUUCGUCGCUUAGUCGAAUACGACGACACAAGUUCCGAAACCAGCGAUUAGUUGGUCGAUUUUUCUUGUUUUUACCAACCUGCAAGUUUUUAUCUAUAAAUUGUAAUAUUUAUUUUAUUUGAUUAUACCGUACCAAAACGAUAGUCCUUUGAACAGCAACAGCGAGCGGCAGUCGGUAGAUAGCCGCAAACUACCCACAUAACACAAUCCCAUCCAUUAGAU
Messenger RNA from Photinus pyralis (common eastern firefly), 999 nucleotides. RefSeq names its product telomeric repeat-binding factor 2-interacting protein 1-like. The record is from RefSeq and is a predicted model, not a curated record. Gene Ontology annotation, biological process: regulation of DNA-templated transcription; telomere maintenance via telomere lengthening. Lineage: Eukaryota; Metazoa; Arthropoda; Insecta; Coleoptera; Lampyridae. Gene Ontology annotation, molecular function: telomeric repeat DNA binding. Bases 175 to 828 code for a protein of 217 amino acids. The transcript has a single exon. Gene Ontology annotation, cellular component: shelterin complex.